GGCCAGGUCUUUGGCAUGGGUUCUGAUCGUAGGGAAACACAACAUUCCCUACGAGUUUACUGCUAUCGUAGGCUCCAUGCCACGUCGCUUCUUCCCCAACGAGAAAGACUACGGGCUAGCGACCAAAGCCUCGCGCAUGCCGCUUCGCGAAACCCUCACUCGCUCUCCCUCCGUCAAAAUCCUCCCUCCCCCUCCACCAAAAUCCCGCCGCCCCUUCCAUCGGGCUCCCUCGCUCCCACUCCCGUGCCCAAUUCCUCCCACGGCGGAUUCCAAAUCUGCUCGAUCCCCUUGCUGAAGCCUCCAAAUCAGAUCUACAGGGAAGGGAGCAAUUCCUCCUGCCAUGGCCACAAAUUCGCCCACCCCAAAGCCUUGUGCCUCCGCCCCAAACCUUCUGCCGCCGCUCAUAGCUUGGAGGAGCAGGAGGAGGAGCAGCUUGUGUCCGUGAAGGAGGGGAAGGAGCUGCCUUUGGUGAGAAGGCAAGAGAGCUCGGCCUCUGCCACUGCUAUUCAAGUAAGGCUUCAAGGGAAGGAGAUAAAGGAAGAGGAUUACAUCUGUGCUGCUGUGCAACAAGGCUUGAAGGCUGGUACUUUUGGCUCAUGCAUUCGAGGUGAAACCCCAGAUGAGAUAUUGAGCAGGAUUGCUUAUGGCUGAUUUGGUGCCCAUGUGAAUGCAAAUGGCGGCAGCAAUGAUGCUUCUAUGAAUGCAACUAACAACAAUGGUGGUGGCCUUGUGAAUGUGACCACAAGUGGUGGUGGCAACUAUUCUCCUCCUCAAGACGAUGAUUUUCUGCUUUUUUGAAGUCAUUUAUUCUCCAGAUAUGCUACUUAUGCAUUUUGGCGAAUCAAACACCUUUUCCAUGUCCAGACAUUUAUUUGAUGCCCUGGAUAUCAGGUUAGCACAUAGUGUUGGUGGCUCUUGGUAAUGCUGUCUCAGUUAGAUGUUUUCACCCAGUUUUAGCUGAACUUGUAGACUUGGGUUGGCAUAGAAUUUUGGUGGCUGUUAGUAAUGCCUUCUAUUUUAGAUGGUUUCACCUGAUUUAGCUGAACUCUUAGACUUGAUGGUGGCUGUAAUUUUUUGAGCUGCAAGUAGCUAGUAAUGUGAUAUGGCUAUACAACUUUAUCAUCAAUGUGUUCGUGAAUUU
This is a messenger RNA of Panicum hallii, 1141 nucleotides long. RefSeq lists its product as uncharacterized. Bases 16 to 651 code for a protein of 211 amino acids. Lineage: Eukaryota; Viridiplantae; Streptophyta; Magnoliopsida; Poales; Poaceae. The record is from RefSeq and is a predicted model, not a curated record. The transcript has 2 exons.